Molecule: messenger RNA, 3183 nt
Organism: Abrus precatorius (Indian licorice)
Lineage: Eukaryota; Viridiplantae; Streptophyta; Magnoliopsida; Fabales; Fabaceae
Product: receptor-like protein EIX1
Exons: 1
Coding region: 1-3183 (1060 amino acids)
Molecular function (GO): protein binding
Source: RefSeq, a predicted model, not a curated record
AUGGGAAGAUACCUGAGUGCUAUAUCAAGCGUUUUUUUGCUGUUGAUUGAAAUUGCACAAAUAUGUUUGAGUGCAAAGUCAACUGUCCCUUGUAUAGAAAGAGAAAGACAAGCACUUCUCAAGUUCAAAGCCUCCCUCCAAGACCCAACAAACAGACUUUCCUCUUGGAAAGGUAUUCAUUGUUGCCGAUGGGAAGGUAUAGGCUGUGACAAUGUUACAGGACAUGUUGUCAAGCUUGAUCUCAGCAAUUCAUGUACUAUUAGACAAAUGACAGAUGAACUUGGAUGUGAUGUAGGUGAGAAUUCCUUAAAAGCUCCAAAUAUUAAUCCUUCUCUUUCACAAUUGGAAUAUUUGACUUACUUAGAUUUGAGUAAUAAUGAUUUCCAGUUCAGUCCAAUACCAAUGUUCAUUGGUUCUAUGCAACAACUCACAUAUCUUGCUCUUUCGUCUGCUAAUCUUGGUGGAAGGAUUCCCAAGAAUUUUGGAAAUCUCACUAACUUGCACCUUCUUGAUCUUAGUUUAAAUUAUGAUGAUACAGAUUCAACUUUAUACACUGCUGACAUCGACUGGAUCUCUAAACUUCGGUCACUAGAAACCCUUAACAUGACCAUGGUGGUUUUUAGGAAAGCUAACAAUUUGUUCAAAGUACUCAACAUACUUCCUUCCUUGUUACACAUUUCCUUGAGUUUUUGUGGACUUGACAAUUCACUCAUUCCUCACAGUGCUUUCCAAAACUUGACAUCACUAGUGUAUCUUGACCUUUCGUGGAAUUCACUUCAUAGUCCAAUUUCUGAUGCUUUCAGAAACUUGACUUAUCUUGAAACCCUUGAACUUUCUAGAAACAAUAUCACUUCAAUUCCAUCAUGGUUCAAUAAUUUUAAGAAGCUUAGCUUUCUUGAUCUCUCAUCCAAUGUGCUUCAUGGUGCAAUUCCUGAUGCUUUCAAAAAUAUGUCAUCACUUGUUCGCCUUGAUCUUGUCGGCAACAGUAUCAAUUCAGUUCCAUCAUGGUUUGGAAACUUGAAGCUUGUGCGUCUUGAUCUUUCAAGGAAUGACCUCGAUGGUCCAAUUCCUGAGGCUUUUCGAAACAUGACUUCUAUUGAAUCUCUCACCCUUGAUGGUAAUCGUUUCACUUCAGUUCCAUCGUGGUUUACUGAGUUAAAGACACUUGUAUACCUUGACCUUUCAUCGAAUAAACUUACUCCUAUCAAGUGUUCUCUUUCCUCAAUUCUCAUAAACAUGUGUCAUCUAAAGAGCUUAAGUUUUUCAGACAACAAGCUUCGAGGGGAACCAAUUGGAAGUUAUGAAUUAUCUGCAUGCAUUAGAUAUGAUCUAGAGACAUUAGAUUUGAGUCAUAAUGAUUUUAGUGAUCGCUUGCCAACAUGGUUGGGGAGACUUGAAAAUCUUGAGGAUCUUUAUUUGGAAUCAAACUUUUUCUAUGGUUCCAUUCCCCUUUCUCUUGGAAAAUUAUCAAAUUUGAGAAGAAUGAGUCUAUCCAAUAACAAGUUGGAGGGUCCCCUCUCUAAUGAUAUCGGACAACUUGUCAACCUAACCUACUUGGAUCUUUCUUUUAAUAAUUUUCAUGGUGAGCUUCCCAGGGGUCUCGGGGAACUUGUGAAUCUACAAGUUUUUGAUCUUUCAAAUAAUUCUUUUAAUGGCUCCAUUUCUCAAGUUCUUGGACAACUUGUAAAUCUAGAAAAACUUGACCUUUCAAGAAAUAAAUUACAUGGGAGUAUUCCUGAUUAUUUUAGCCAACUUGUGAAACUAAGAGAAUUGGAUCUUUCUUCAAACAAUUUGGAUGGAACAAUUUCUCUGGGAAAAAAUUUGUCUUCAAGUAUGCUUCAAUUGUCAGAAUUUGAUCUCUCAAAUAAUCAACUGAGUGGUCCACUUCCCAAAAAUAUAGGUUAUAUGAUGCCCCGUUUGAUCAACUUGCAUCUUGAAAAUAACCUCAUAAAUGGCUCAAUACCAAACUCAUUGUGCCAAAAUAAGUUGUUCACACUUGAUCUUUCAAAAAAUAGAUUCUCGGGUGAGAUUCCAAAUUGCUGGAGAGAUCAUAAAAAUUGGGAUAAAAUAAAUCUUUCGUUCAACAGACUAUCAGGUUCUUUUCCAAGCUCAUUUGAGAGUCUUUCUUCACUGUUAUGGUUGCAUUUGAACAGUAACAAUCUUCAAGGGGAGCUUCCAACAUCAUUGAGUUUUUUGAAGCAAUUAUUAAUUUUGGAUUUGGGUGAGAAUCAAUUUUCUGGCAGCAUACCAUCAUCAUGGACAACAAACACCUUUCCUUCGCUUCAUAUUCUUAGAUUGAGGCAGAAUAUGUUAAGUGGUAGCAUUCCUUCACAACUAUGUCAACUCACAUCACUGAAAAUUUUGGACCUUUCAUGCAACAAUUUAUCAGGUUCAAUACCUUGGUGCAUAGGCAACCUUAGAGGAAUGAUUCGUGACAAAUCAAAUACAGAAUUGACUACCCCAGCCAUGCCGCCUACAUCUGCAUCUUUUGGAUGGUAUACUGAGGAUGUCAAACAAAUCAUGAAAGGAACAGAAUUUGAUUAUGUCAAAAUCUUGAAGUUAGUAGUCAACUUGGACUUGUCAGAAAACAAUUUGGAUGGAUCCAUUCCCAAUGGAAUAACUUCGCUUACUGGAUUGAUUGGCUUGAAUCUGACAAACAAUAAUUUGAAUGGAGAGAUCCCUACGAUGAUAGGGAAUAUGAAAUCAUUAGAAUCCUUGGACAUGUCUCAUAACCAUCUUUCAGGAACAAUUCCAAACAGUAUAUCUGCUUUAACUACACUGAGUCAUUUAAACUUGUCACACAAUAACCUUUCAGGACCAAUUCCAAAAGAUAAACAGUUCUCGACUCUGGACGACCCAUCUAUUUAUGCUGAAAACCCAUAUCUUUGCGGGUCUCCACUUCCAAAUAAGUGUCUUGGGGAUGAAUUGCAUCCAGGUGCUGGGAAUGAAGAUGACAACGACAGCAAAGAUAAGGUAGAAAAAAUAUGGUUCUUCUUUAUCAUAGCAGUUGGCUUUGCAACUGGUUUCUGGGGAGUUAUUGCGGUCUUACUGUUGAAAAAGAGUUUUAGGUUUGCUUACUUUAAAUGGGUGGACGAAAAAGCAGAUGAUAUUUAUGUGGCAAUGGUAAUUAAGAUGGCAAGGUUAAAGAAGUUGAUGCCGAUGAAAAAUCGUAUCCGUGGUUGA